Aspergillus aculeatus ATCC 16872 is the source of this 2142-nucleotide messenger RNA. RefSeq lists its product as uncharacterized. Lineage: Eukaryota; Fungi; Ascomycota; Eurotiomycetes; Eurotiales; Aspergillaceae. The transcript has 4 exons. The record is from RefSeq and is a predicted model, not a curated record. Bases 34 to 1923 code for a protein of 629 amino acids.
GCUCUGGGCGUAUGGGUCAAUUUGAUUUGCCAUAUGCAUGUUUUGCCUGCCCGGUUGGCCCGGACUGAUGCCGUGGGGACCUCAUCAGCCCCCCAAGAGCCCUACCAUCUUCCCGGGACCGGCAUUACUCCUGCUGAGAAAACCAAGGAGCAAGUCCUUGAUCCUCAGCCAUGCUCGGAUCUGACUUCACGGGCUGCUACAGUCGCCACGCCCGACGACGCCGGCCAACCCUCACCCAAACCGCGCACGGCUCCCGGGGCAAGGGCCGGUCGGCCAACUCUGUUCUGGAUCCAUGCGAAUCCAAAAUCAAUCUCGAAGGGCACCCGGGCCGAGGACCUGAAACGGAUUCGCUCCCAUGUCAUGUCCGAGCAUAAUCGCAAGAAAAGGCUCGCUAGCACGCAGUUACAUAAACGCCGAACCUGGAAACAGGUCGCUUUCCGAUCUGCGCCGGUCAAGCCCGAUUCCGGCCCCCACGGACAGGCACAGGCACAGGCACCGACACCGGCACAGGAGCAGUCGGCUGUCCUUCCAAGCCAGGAAAAAGGUACAGAGGUGCUGUCAUCAGUCUCGUCCCUGAUUCCCCGGGGCUUGGGCCUGCAAUCGGCCAUUGACCCUUUCAACACUUCCCACACCCCUCUUACCGAUCGCAUGAUGCGACAUUUGCAGCAUUUUCUAGUUGAUCUGUCACAAGACGGUGUUCCAUUCCAGAGUGGACGGCUCGACAAGAUCAAGAUGCAUUGGGGGAAAUUGAUCCAAAACAAUGCGGCCUGUCUUCAUGCCUGCAUCUGUGUCGCUUCCUCGGAUAUCGCUCUCCGGACACGUGAACUGCCUCUCAAGGCUUCCCGUAACAAGGGAUUCAGCGCGCUGCUGCUCGAUACUUUUCACCAUCGGGGCGAGACCAUUCGACUUGUCAACAGUGGUCUCUCGGACCCGGCUAGAGCAGCCAGUGAUGGGCUGAUUGCGUCUGUCUCGAUGCUGCUGACAAUCGAGAUUGCCACGGGUACGCCAGCCUAUCUGAAAAUGCACCUCGCCGGGCUACGGCAAAUGGUGGGACUGCGCAAGAGUUUCAUAGACGUUCCGUAUCCCGUACGAUAUCAGAUUUCAUGGACCGAUAGCCGCGUCGCAUGUAUGAGUCUUACCAAGCCGAUCUUCCCCCCGGUCCGCAACCCUCGGCCUGAAACACACCCGAUUCCACCCCCGACCGCGCAUCUCGCGCGCCUCGGAACCGCGUUGCUUCAACUUUCGCACUGCCCCGGGGCCACCAUCAGCCCGAAGCUCGCCGAGAUCAUUCACGAUCUGGUGCAGCUGACCUGGUACGCCGAGGCCAUUCACGCGGCCGAAUCCGACUCCCCACCGCUCUACGACGACGACGACGAGCCGACCGAAGACUAUUUCAACGGGGAGGUCCUGUACGUCGAAUACAUGCUGCUCAGCGACCGCUACACGGCGACGGGGCUGGCCAAGGACGAUGACGCGUCGAUCGAGGGCUGCGUGCGCCUGGCCUGCCUCCUGUUCCACAACAGCACCCUCUGGUCUUUCUACCCCUCCAUGGCCGGCCUCUUCCCGCAACCCAUCCGCGCGCUCCGCGUCGCCCUGGAGCAGCUCCUCGAUCCCGCCCGCGGAGCGUCCCCGAUCAUUCCACUCCCGGCGGCGUAUCCGAACCUGCUGCUCUGGGUCCUGGUCAUGGGCGCGUGCAGCUGCAGCAGCAGCUGCAGCAGCGCCAGCGCCAACGUUAGCGCCGCCCUGGCACCCGAGCGCGCUUUCUUCGUCCGGACCCUGGCGCGGGCGCUGCACGCCCACGCCGUCACCUCCCCGGAUGAGCUUCGCCGCCGGCUCGGGUUGUUCUUCUACCUCGAUCGGUGCUAUUUGGCCGAGCUGCGGGGUCUGUGGGAGGAGCUGCGCGCGGUGCCGUCGCAGCCUUGAAGCUGCCGUGUCAAGCUGGGAGGGCCGUAACUUGGUUGAACUGUAUAGUGUAUACCUCAGUCUACCUGGUGUACUGCACCUUGUGGUUGCUUUCCACCUCACACGAUACAACAUAGGCGGUCUAGGUGUAUCAGAAGUCGGAGUAUAGAGCUUAGCAUACUGUUUUUCUUUUGUUUCUCUAGGCUGCCUGUAGCUAUAUGAUGAAACACGGUCUUACAC